Messenger RNA from Synchiropus splendidus (mandarinfish), 3490 nucleotides. RefSeq lists its product as uncharacterized. Gene Ontology annotation, biological process: protein deubiquitination. The record is from RefSeq and is a predicted model, not a curated record. The transcript has 17 exons. Gene Ontology annotation, molecular function: cysteine-type deubiquitinase activity; cysteine-type endopeptidase activity. Lineage: Eukaryota; Metazoa; Chordata; Actinopteri; Syngnathiformes; Callionymidae. Gene Ontology annotation, cellular component: nucleus; cytosol. The coding region runs from base 259 to 2730 and encodes 823 amino acids.
CUCCGGACAGGAGAGUCCAAUGCUCUCACAAGGUCAAGUAAAUCAUACCACGGAAAGAACUUGUUGUCUCUCUUCACCAACGUCAAAACAGAAACUGAAAGUCAUUUCACCCGCGCUGCUCACUGUCACGCAGACACCCGGAUUAAAAGCGCACGCACACUGAUCCGAGAAACGUUGACGAUCAACUCUCCAGGCUCGUCAGUGAAGGGGGGAACAGUGAAGUGUCUGGUCUGCUGAGGUUGGUUGAAGAUAACAGAGAUGGACAGCAAUCCAAUGAACAGUGACACCACAAGUCUGACCACAGAAGGACGGCUGAAAGAGGAAGUCAUGAUUGCUCCAGAGGAAGAAAUACCUGAGCUGAUGGAAACUGAAUCAGAGGAAGGGCAUUUUGAUUCGUCUCCACAGUGUCAUGAUAGGCAGACGAUGGAAGGAAGAGGAGAGGAACAACAAGAUGAAGUACCCAUGGGCGUUGAUGUGAACACAGAUCAAGGUGGACAUGGUGGAGCUGGUGUCUCGACUGUGGAUCAUAGUGCAGAUGUCAAUGCCACUCAGAUGACUCCACAACCACCAGGAGAUGAAGAGACGGCAUCAUGCCAGGACGACCAAGGAGGUGACAUUCCCAACAGCACGAAAGAUUUUGCCCUUCUGCAAGGUCAUCAGUUGGACAACUGGACUUCAGGAGCAGAGCAGCCUGGCACAGAACACGGACAGAAGAACGAGCCAGAAGCAGAAACACACGCUGAAGAGAGAACAGAAGGCGAUGACAGUGGAGAGACAGAAGAGAAACGUGAAGAUAGUGGAGCUGCAGAGGUGGACGUGAACACUGGAGCAAGAGAUUUAAAUGAACCAGCAGGUUGGUCACUGACAUCUACCUGCAUCCACGAGAGAGAAGACUGCAGGACGGAGGAUGCCAGUGCAGAAAACAGAGGCAGGACUGUGGUGUUGGGAGAAGCUGGUCUGGUGAAGGCCGAUGGUGAUGAGAAGUGUGAGACAGCACUCCAGAUCACCCACAGUGAAGCUGUAGAGGCAAGCAUGUCUACAAAGCUCGAUCCGUCUGGCGAAGUGGGAAACACCGGUGAGAAGAUCUCAGAAGAGAAUGAAGGAGGGGUGUUGCAUGAGAAAGAGGUUCCCACCACGAUAGACAGCAGGACUGAAGAGAUGAAGACUCCAGUGACACGUAUCGAUGAAAAGGAUCAUGAGGCAGAGAUGAAAUUACAAGAGAGCAGUGGGACACCGACCAGAUCCCAGUCAUCUGUGACCACGCAUCAUCCAUGUUCCCUCCUAACCCAACAACCAUUCGGACGCAAGGCUCUCCUGGAGGAGGAACCUGCAGGUGACAGCAGUAUUGUGGCCCAGGCUGGGAGUGUUGUCACCAGUUUGACCAAUCACGAGUUUGCUUCUGUGGAAGGGAGAGAUGAGAAUGUUCACAGGAACGCACCACAUGAUGCGAUCAAGACACAGAGCGAUCAAAUGAGGGAAACAGCUGUGAAAGUCAAUGAAGCAGAAGAGACACUGAUGCAAACUAGGGGACAGAGAACUGAGGAGAAAGACCAAGCAGAACCCACAUUCAUGAUUCCAGGACUCUCCCCGCAGCAGGAGAAGGAGCAGCAUGAUGAGACUUCACUGCUGGGAGGAGGAAGAAAGAGAAAGAAACAUCCACGUGACUCAUACGAAGCAGAGGAAGAGAAGAGAAGGAUUUUAGCUGCUGAGCCACAAUCACACUAUGGUCUGAGGAACCAAGGAGCCACAUGUUACCUGAACAGUGUCCUCCAGCUCCUUGUCAUGACACCCGAACUCAAACCAAGGCUGGAUUCUGAGAGAGAGUUUGACCAAGAGCUCCAAAAACUCUUUGAGAGCCUUGAGCACAGGGUAUGUGAGACAAGGAACAUCACCAGGCUUUUGGGAAUUCAAAGUGUGUUUCAGCAGCGUGAUGCGGCUGAAUGCCUGGACGAUAUUUUCCAACGACUGAGCCCACAAGCCUCUGAGCUCUUCAGAGCAACUUGGAGAAACUCGACAAGAUGCCUCAGGCAGCAUGACAUCACCACUGAGGACCUCCAGUGUUGGUCUUUGACUCUCCCACUGAUAUGUGAUGAAAACGGCGAAUACAAUGUGAAGGAAAGUGUGUGGAUGUUCUUGAAGCCAAAGUCUCUGAGCGCAAACAACAAGGUGUUCUGCCCCACAUGCUGUGAGAAAACAGAAGCGACACAAGAGCGUGAGCUGCUGAAGUUUCCAGAGAACUUGAUAGUGCUUCUAGUCAGAUUUGAGUUUAAUCCUGACUCCCGGUUCUACAUCAAAUCCCAAUGUGAUGUGCUUGUUCCCACUGCAUUGAAGAUGGAGGACCGCGACUACACACUGUGUGGGAUGGUGGAUCACACAGGGGGUCUGUGGGGAGGGCAUUACACCACCACGGCCGGGUCCAGUCAAAACCAGACCUGGUAUCAGUUCAAUGACUCGUGUGUCACAGAGGUUUCAAAUCCUUGUGAGUCAAAAGAGAGCAUCAGAUCCAAACAUGCCUACCUUCUGAAGUACAGAGGUAAGACACGACACUGCACGUCUGCUGACGGAUCCCGUUUCACCACCUGUCACUCACAUGUGCAGCGACAUCAGCUCCACAGAGCAACAGCAUUGCCAUCAAGGAGGACGAAAAGGAGCCAUCUGGGCGGUUUCCCUGGAUUGUUCUUGGUGUUGGUGUUGGUGUUGGUGUUGGUUUGGCCGUUUUAUGUUCUGUAAAACAUGUCUUUAACAAACGCAUGACUUGGAAGAUUUGGAAGUAGGUGUUUUUCCCGUGCAGUAUAUUGAGACGAAUUUUUAUUCUUGCAAAAAAAAUGUUGCAUCAUUAUUUGCCAGAUCAGCAGGUAAAUGAAAGGUACGGAUAAAAUUCAGACUGCGAGAGUAGUGAGACUUGAGAGGAGUGUUCGUCACACUGGAAUGAUAUUAAUCAAGGCUGUGUUCAUGGCUACAGUAUAAUGGGAUGCAUAUAUUGUAAUGCAUUCUCAAAUGACGUUACACUGUAAAAUCUUUUAAGAUUAAGCUUCAACCGCAAUAAUGUUUUCAUAGUUUGAGAAAUGGAUUGAAAUACUUAAUGACCACUUGCUCUGUUUGUUCUUCUUGUUUGAAUGUGAAUUUGGUGUGUUGUGGGUGGAUCCAUAGAUGUGAUGUGGGAGGAACAAAAAUGCUUGUGGGUUGAUUUGAAGUUUGUCGAAUGUGGUAUCAACAUGCAGCUGUCAGGUAUUGUCUUCUGACUGCAGCAGCCAAAACAAAAGCCUGUCUUUGACCCAAUGUACUGGGCCAGCGAGCACCAUGGGCUCAGCACUGCAGAAUCCACAAGGAGUGCACCUGGAAGACGUCUCGUCGAGAAUGAAAGUGAAAGCUUGACAACUGAUCCAAAGGCGGGUUUCCCCUCAGAGUGUUUUUCCACUGAUUAUGAUAUUGGAUAUGAUUUUAACACCCAAAUGUGUCAACAUGAAUAAUUAAAAUGGAUUAAUGAGAA